Molecule: messenger RNA, 642 nt
Organism: Fusarium pseudograminearum CS3096
Lineage: Eukaryota; Fungi; Ascomycota; Sordariomycetes; Hypocreales; Nectriaceae
Exons: 1
Coding region: 1-642 (213 amino acids)
Source: RefSeq, a predicted model, not a curated record
AUGGACCCUCCUAACAACACCUCUCGAUCCCAAGAACCCCAAGGACCUCAAGUCACCGUCCCCAAGGAAAACACUCCCCCUCCGGCAUACACUCCAAGACGGAUCCCUUCCAACAUUGCUUCUUUAGCAACACAACUUCUUGAAGUACGAAACUCCAUGGCCAACGCGGCUAGCCGUAUUCAAGAGCGUCAAACGGCCACAAUGAACACACCACUUUCUAGCACGGUCAUGGCCUCUGAUGAUCAAGAUCAAGAUGAGACAUCCGAGACUAGUUCACCAAUCAGCCUACGUAUCAACACUUCCGUCAAUGUGUCACGUAGCAACAACAUCGUCUGCUUGACUGCCACUCCCGCAGAGCAGGCCAAUGCCAUUGCCAAAGAAGUUGUUCAAGCUUUACACGAGGGGAGCUCUGGACGCUGCGGCAUUCCCAUGAUCGAUGAGUCAGGCUGUCCCCGGCCAUUGAAUAUUGAGGUCGAUGCUGGCCUCGUCGUUGAAGGCACAGGCAACGUCAUUGGAACCCGAGACAUCAUCGGUGAGCUACUUCAGAAGCGCGGUACAUCUUCACUCCGACGAUCUCGUGAUGAGGUUGAGGAUGAAGACGAAGAAUUUGCACCAGCAAAGAGACGACGUUCAUGUCGAUAA